UCUCGCGUCGUUUUCGCGUUCUUUUUUCCUUUCCUUUCUUAACUCUCCCACAUACACCUGAAUCCAACCCCAAUAAACUUUUCUUUCCUCCACUCUCCAUUAUGGAGGCUGAUCCUAUGAAUCUAGCAACUCUCAUUGAUGAAUUGAUUCAAGAACAGGACGACAUUACUGCAAUCAAUGAAAUUUUGGUUACUUGUGCUGAAGCGGAUCUCGAUCUAAAGUAUUGUCAAGAGUUGGUCCAGCGGUUACUGGUCUUUGCUACAAAGCUCGAAAAGACCAUCAAACACGCCGACUUUGGCAACACGUUGGAGCAGACGUUUACAAGAAUCGCCACCAAAGCGCCGAAUAGGGGUGUUCAACGGCUUUGUAAAGAACUCAAGAGAAUCCUCAAAGAAUUGUUGCACGUGUACCCGAUCGAGGAUCCUAAUAAAACCUAUCGAAUCACAUCUCUGUCCGACACUGUUAUUCCAAGCAGCAAAUUUAUCCAUCUUAUAGCCAUCGUGUGGGGUGCCAUACAGCGCUUGUUGUUGAUAGAUCCAAACUACACCAGAUUGGCCCACCCUGCCGUUUGGUCGUACACAUCCGCCGUGCUUGAAGCUGCCUGCCAUGCCAAAGACCGCCUAGCCCAAACAUAUAUUCUUCAGACGACUUCAAUCUACUGGCAAUGCUUUGCAAAAAAACUAGCUGCCCCUGGAGAUCCCACAUCAAGUCAACACAUAUGUGAUCUGCUCGAGGGGGUGAAACAGACGUUGCAAUUGCAAUCGUCGUUUGAAGAGGAAAUGAUGGACAACUUUGCGAAAAGUAUCAGGUCGUGGUUGAAAAUGUUCACACCUUCCAAAUUAUCAUGCCUCUAUGACAUUGCUGAAUUGCUCGAGGAAAUAUGCAAGUACCCUUCGGCGCAAACACUACAUAGCCUCAUUGACAUCAUCCUGCUCGUUUUAAAUCUCUUGUUCGACAAUAAUGUACCCUUGUCUUGCUUCCAGAAUUACACUUCCGCUUUGGAAAAGGCUCGAAAACUGACGCCGUUCCACCAAGCCAUUGUCAUGAAAUACGACGCGUUGUUCAACAAAGAAGAAGACCAAUCUCUAUCGACAUCAUUACGAAAGCGAAUUCGACUACAAAGUGCUGAUGACAUGGACGUUUGCGAAGGCAGCCAGAUGCAGGCACUACAAGAAAGAAUUCAAAAGCGACAUGGAGGCACUGUGCAAAAGACAUGGUACCUAAAGACAAUGCUGACUCUUGUCACUAGCGCAGAACAAGAUGAGACCGAGGCAUCGAUCAUGAAGACGUUAGACGAUAUCAGAUACUUGGGAAUUCACCAGUCAGAAGGUCUUUUUGAUGAAAGCUUGACGCGAAUCGCCUUGUCACAUGUCCAGCAACGCUCGAAUGACAGUAGCAACACUACUGGUAGCGUGACACAGCUAUCAGACAAGAUUGCAGCAAUGUAUGACAUGUUGCUACCAUAUUACUUGCGGGCUUACAUGUGCUACGCCCUACCAUAUGCCGUGGGCGCGAGCGAUGAAACCCUGCUGGAAACACUUGCCCAGAUGGUCACGUCCGACACAAAGUCUCUAUGCGAAACUGGUGGACAUCAUUUAAUCAUCAGCUAUUUCAUGUCCAGCGACACAGCUUUCACCAACCAGGGUUUCGCUCGUCUACGAAGCAUAUUUCUCGACGAUGAAGCGCCUGAAAAAUUACUGAGAUCGCAUCAAACGAAAAUUGUGUCGUCCUUGGCAAUGCGAUUAGCGGACGAUGAUUAUGAUAGGGCAGAGGUCGCUCUUAACGAGGUGAUUGAAUGGCUCCAUAUCACAUCAGCGACAACACUGGGUGAAUUCUUGCAGAGUUAUUACCUCGCUAUUCUCUCUCACGUAUCAAAGUUCAUCACUGAAAUCCGCGAAAGAAAACCGGUGCUGACACAUCCGAACGCAUUAGCAGCCCUGGAUAAAAUAUUGAAGCUAAUGGGACACGGUGUACAAACACAUGCAUCCCAGACAAUGGCUUUAUUUCAGACCAUCGGUGAGCUACCACGGAUGCAGCACGAAGUGUACAACCUAUGGAAAAGAUUUGCCCAUGCUUUGCCGUUCACAGUACUGUCUGACUGCAUUGGACCCAUUGUUCGCGGUGUCCUGUCAAUAUUCCCGCGGUGCUCGGAUGAAAUCAAACAGGAUAUCGGCCGAUUCUUGGAGGAGAUCCUGCACGCGUGUAACUUGACCAUGGACCGUCUACUAGAGCUCCCCAGUAUCCAGCCCUUUGAAGAGCUCGAUAAGGUCCGCGAACUCAUUGAUCAAAAGCGGGACGACCUAUCGAUCGAACAAAGCAUCUUUGCCAUAUGCAAACGAGCUCGUAACGACGCUGCGUCAGACAUCUUGACAUUGGUCGAAGAACUCUUACGGAUCCUCAAGAAACACGGCGCGCUUCAUCCUGUCAUUGUACGCCAACAUUCCAUGCUCUACACGGUACUGCUGUAUCUGUCCAGGAAAACCGGUGAUAUCCAAAACAUCCGCAACCUUGCUGCUGAAUGUCUUGGCCUACUUGGCGCGACCGACCCGAGCCGACUCCAAGUCAGAGUGGUACAAGACGACAUGAUUGUACUCAAGAACUAUACGAAUCCAGAAGAGAACCGAGACUUUGUGUGCCACAUCAUUAUUAAGCACUUGGUGCCAGCGUUCCGAAAAGCCAACAACGAAGAAACCCAGCAGUUUGUCCAGUAUGCUAUGCAAACCUUGCUGCGAUUUGCAGGCUUUAAACAUAGCACUGUCGUCGGCAGCGAAAGCCUUGCCAUCCAAGAACGCUGGAAAAAGAUGCCCACGAAUGUUCAAAACAUGCUCUAUCCACUGCUCGCGUCCUCUUUCACAGGCAACAUGCAGAUCCCUAUGCCUUAUUACCCGAUCUAUCCAAGUGCUGACAGUUACGAGACGUGGAUAAAACGUUGGUAUUACCUAUUGAUCAAGUCGGCAAACGACGACAGUGUGAGAGACCUGUUUGCUGUGUUCACCUCCUUGGUGCAACGGGAAUUCUUUGGCUUGGCCUUGGACCUGAUCCCUCGCCUAGUCUUACAUGUUGCGCUGACAGGAUCAAAAGAAAAAAGCGCCGACGUUAUUGGUGAAAUACUAUGCGUGCUCAACGGCGAAAGUCACACGCCAAUGCAUACUGAAAAAAUGCAAAGAAAUGAGUUACAGGUGAUUGUAUUGAUCACAGAGCAUUGCAGAAAAUGGAUCCGUGGCGCGCAGAAAAACCAUGUCAACAUGGAUAACGGAGACAUAACUAAAGUUCGAAACUUUUUGGAGCAGAUUCCUAAUGACAAGAUGGCCACAGCAUCAUUCCGUUGCAAGGCGUAUCCGCAAGCGCUGAUGCAUCUUGAGCUCUACUUGAAAGAAACUAUGAGGGAGCACGGCGGUCAAUUCACAUCUGAUGUUUUGGACAGUUUGCGCCAAAUAUACGUUCAUAUUGAUAAUCCCGAUGGCGUGGUUGCCGUUUACUCCCUGUUUCAACGGACGCUGUGCAGGGAUGAGGAGAUCAUGUUGUAUGAGCACAUGGGUGAUUGGAAUACUGCCAGCGUGAUGUACCGAAGUGUAUUGGACUCACCGGAGCAAGAGGCGACGGAAGACAGCAGAAUGCUAUCUGGCUACUUUAACUGCUUGAGAGCAGGUGGAAAUAUCGAGAUCAUGCAAAGCGCAGCAACACGGCUUAUGCGCAUGUAUCCACAGUUUCUCUCGCGAUUGAACGCCUACCGCGCUGAAGCAUUUUGGAAAAUUGAAGAUUGGGAUACCUUGGAAGCCUCUGUUAAUCAACCGAUCGAACAAUCCUUUGAUGGUUCGCUAGCUACUGCCAUUGCACAUUUCCGUCAAGGUAACAAUCUGGCUGGACUUGUGAGUAUCGACAAAGCCCAAAAUUACCUCAUGGAUCAUAUGUUGUCAGCAAGUCACGACUCCUACCAACAGUCGUACGAUCAUAUCCUUGGCCUCCAGAUGAUCCAUAAGGUAAAACAAAGUCGGUUCAUAUGGGAAGAAGCUACGCGCAGUGAAAACUAUGCACCCAUCACUGAACUACGAAGCAAGUGGGAGCAGCAGUUCAAGUUUGUAGCGCCCUCGCAUUGCUAUCAAAUGAAGCUUCUGGAGCUUCGACAAGCAGCUUUGUUCAGUAUGAUCCCCCAAGGAAUCUCACUUUCAGCGCCUAUCGAUGACGGUAGCAUCUGGUUGACAAAAGCCAAAGUAGCAAGAAAAGCAGGCGAUUUGAACACUGCUUUAUAUGCAAUUCUCAGGGCAGAAAAAUCUGGCGCCCCUUUUGUUUACCUGGAACGUGCCAAGUGGUAUUGGGCAAACGAAGAAAAAGCAAAAGCCAUCAAAUAUCUGCAAAGUCAAGCGAAUCCAUGUGCGAAGGCCGCCCUACUUCAAGCAAAAUACUCGGAAGAGUUUGAAAAGUUUGACCGUACCACGAUGCUAAGCUUAUAUAAAAGAGCCCAGAGGUUGGACCAAAACUGGGAGAAGGCCAUGUACUAUGUGGGUCGAUAUUACGACAAGAAUAUAUCGGACAAGGAUGCCAAGCAUGUCAUGCAAAUGAGUGAGAAGGAAAUGAAGAUAGCCAGCUGUGCAGUAACAAGCUAUAUUCGAGCUCUCCACCUUGGCUCAAAAUACUUUUAUUACACAAUGCCACGAUUCCUGACGCUCUGGCUGGAGUUUGGCGAUGUUGUCGAGAGUCUAAGCCUCAUAACCGAUACCCAAACACGUAUCACUGCCUUUGAAGUGUUCAAAAGCAUCAAUACAAGUAUUCGAAACCAUUUGGAUGGGAUUCACCCUCGCCAGUUCGCUAUGGUACUUCCACAGCUGGUAUCCCGUUUAUCCCAUCCCAAUGAAGAAGUUGGCCGUGCGCAAAUGAUAUGUGAUAAAGCCGAGAACGAUCCAACAAACGGCCGGCUACUUGCUAGCAUCAUUUCGCAAGCCAGGAAGUUUACGCGUGUGUUUAAAGCACUUGCAAUGGAAGAGCCAAUCACGGAGCAAACACAUUACAGCACCAAGACGAUUCCAGGAUUAUCGGAGAUUGCGAACCUGGAGCUAUGCAUCCCAUCGCAAAAAGCCCUGCUUCCAGAAUUGCCAGAGGUGUCGACCGUUCCUUACCAAGGAAUUGAAACUGAGGAUUUGCCACGGAUCAAAGGCGUUUCUUCAAGCUAUGAAGUGAUGAGGUCGUUGACGAAACCGAAGAAAAUUGCACUUAUUGGCACAGACGGCAAGACGUAUACUUUCCUGGUCAAAAAAGCUGAUGAUCUCCGAAAAGAUGCGCGUAUGAUGGAGUUCAAUCAUAUGAUCAACACAUUCUUGAAAAAGGACGCAAACGCUCGAGAACGAAAUUUAUAUAUCCGAACAUAUGGCAUAAUUCCCCUUGGCGAGAAGUGGGGUCUAAUCGAAUGGAUUAACAACUUGAACCCUCUCAAAGCAAUCGUCGUUCAAGAAUGGGCGUUACUUGGCAAAGACAUCAGGCAAAUUGCCACCCGCGCUGGUUCUCUUUUGGAUAAUGCAAAAACACCUGAAGAGAAGGAAAAAGUUUUCACGAAUACUAUCUUGCCUCGAUGUCCCAAAGUAUUUCACAAAUGGUUCCUUGUACACUUUCCUGAACCUUCAGAAUGGUUCGCCAGUCGUUCACGAUACAUACGAACUCUGGCAGUUAUGUCCAUUGUCGGAUAUAUCCUUGGUCUCGGAGACCGACAUGCUCAGAACAUUCUCUUUGAUCAAACAAACGGCGACUGUGUUCAUGUCGACGUAAAUAUGCUUUUCGACAAGGGUGCCCAUUUGCCCGUUCCUGAGCUUGUCCCCUUCCGACUCACUCAAAACUUAAUUGAUGCAAUGGGCAUAUUGAAAGUCGACGGCAUGUUUCGGAAGACCUGCGAGGUGACGCUAGACGUGAUGAGGAAAAACAAGACCCAACUCCUAUCAGUAUUUGAGACAUUGGGUCAUGAUCCUCUCGCAGACUGGCAAAAGAAGGCUCCCGGAAGAGCUAAGGAGGUCACCCGCGAACUACUGAAAAGGAUGGACAACAAAAUUUACAACGGCCGCUCCGUCAAUAAUGAAGUCAAGAGACUCAUCGCUUCAGCCUCCUCCAACGCGAACCUGAGUCAAAUGUUUGUCGGCGAGAAGUUCAAGGCGCCUUUGUUGGAGCACUUGUCUCCUGCGACAGAACAGCGCAGAUUCGAAAAAGGAGAUACUCUGAUAUGCGAAAGCGUCGCACCUUGGUCCAGAUGUCUUCCCCAAUUGUUUUACACGGCAAGUCUAGUAGCAAAGACGGUCCAGGGGAAGUAUCCUACAUUCGGCGCUGCUGCUGUUGAUGAAGACGGUAACCAUCCUAAAAUGGUCUUGCUUGAACAUCUUGCACAAGCUCUCCAAUAUAUCGAAUCUUGGCAGGGCGUCUUUGACCGAACGGCUUUUGAGAAACGGUACAAACUUGACUGGAUUGAUGAUGAUGAUGUGGCCUGUGAUGUUGACUUUCACGACGAAAGCGACGCCAAGCCAAAAUUUUCAAAGCUAUCUAGGAGUGGUGACGCAUCGAAGGACCAGAGACGAAAAAAUGGUGGUCAGCAUAUCGUGCCCAUUGUAAAGCCCAUUGAAGGAACGAAGCAAGAAGACAGAAAAGAAGAAAAACACAAUGGUGAAACCAGAGCGGAUUUCAACGAUCCAGUCGAGUCGACAAGAAUGGAAAAGGAAAAUUCAUCUGCAACGAACAACCUCACACCCGACCAAGAUAAUCCACCGGAAGAUAUGCAGCACUGUAGCAAAAGUACAGAAUUUUGCACUGUAUUGAAGUAA
Messenger RNA from Zychaea mexicana, 6794 nucleotides. RefSeq lists its product as uncharacterized. The transcript has 33 exons. Lineage: Eukaryota; Fungi; Mucoromycota; Mucoromycetes; Mucorales; Lichtheimiaceae. Gene Ontology annotation, molecular function: protein binding; protein serine/threonine kinase activity. Gene Ontology annotation, biological process: telomere maintenance; protein phosphorylation; DNA damage checkpoint signaling. The record is from RefSeq and is a predicted model, not a curated record. Bases 102 to 6794 code for a protein of 2230 amino acids. Gene Ontology annotation, cellular component: nucleus.